GUUAAAUUCGAGUUUUGACGUGUUAAAACAGGUUUGGGUCAAUUUCGGUUCAGGUAGGGAUCGGUUCAGGUUAAUAAUUUACGGGAUACAUUCGGGUUGGAUCAUCUCCAAAUCGGUUCAUGUUCGGGUAUCCAAUACUCGGGUUACUUCGAGUUUAGGGUUGAUUUCAUAUCGAGUUUGGGUCACCAUUUUCUCGGAUUCAGACGGGUCGGUAUUUUGAGUCGGAUCUUUUGACAGCUCUAACAAUAAAACCCCUGCAAUUUUUUUUUUGGAUCAACGUAGUAGAUAGUGCUUUUAAAAACAAAAGUUGUAACGAGUAUAAAAACAAAACCAAAAACCCAACUGUAUUACUGUGCACCCUUCUCUUCUUCAACAAACCUCCUCACGGUCCUCAGUCCUCCCUCUUUAAAAACCCUCUCUAAACCCCACUUUCUCUCUCCUCCUCCAUUUUCCACAACAAUGGCGUUUUCUCUCUCCUCUUCUUCUUCAACCCUCUUCCUCACUCUCACACUCACCCUCUUCUCUCUCCUCCUCCUCUCCCACCAACAACAACUCCCACCACUCAACUCAGCAGAGCAGGAAUCCGUCUACCUCGCUCUCGAAUCGAUCAACCCAGAAAUUCAAUGGCGAACUCUCUACCCAGAUGACCUCUGUCUCUCCGCCCCACACGGCGUCGUUUGCGGCUAUCUCCCCAACCCCAACUCAAACGACACCGUUUUCACUCCCCACAUUGUCGAGCUCAAUUUCGGGUAUGUUCUAGAUUCUUCUGAUAAUCCUCCUUGUUCUUCCAAUUCCUCUUUCCCGCUUUCUCUCUCCUCUUUCUCUCACCUCCGUAAACUGUUCUUCUACCGUUGUUUUACGGGUUCCCCUGUUUUGCUCCCUUCUCUUGAAACGGUGUCGUCUGAGCUUGAGGAGCUCGUUUUCAUGGAGAAUCCCGCGCUUUUUGGGUCACUCAGUGGCAUUUUUGGUAAUUUUACUUCGUUGAGGAGGUUUAUUUUGACUGGUAGUAACGUCUCUGGUGGGGUACCUGAUGAAAUUACGAAAUUACCCUCGCUUGAGCAACUUACUAUUUCUGGAAAUGGGAAUUUGGGAAUGGUGGAAAAGGGAAUGAUUCCAAAUGAUUUGGGAUUUUUGGAGAAAUUAAGGGUGCUUGAUUUGAGCAGAAAUGGGUUAACGGGUACAAUCCCAAAUUCUUUGGGUAAUCUCAAAUUACUGCUUAAACUUGAUUUGAGUUGCAAUAAUUUUGUGGGUAAAAUUCCAGAAGAUUUGAAGAAUUUGCAAAACCUUGAAUUUCUUGAUUUAGGGUUUAACAAAUUUGGGAAUUUUGGGAUUCCUUUGUUUUUGGGUAACAUGCCCAGAUUAAGGGAAGUUUACUUGAGUGGGAAUCCACUGGGAGGGGCAAUUCCGGAGAUAUGGAAAAAUCUCAGGGGUAUUUUAGGAAUUGGACUUUCUGGGGUCGGUCUUGUUGGUAAUAUACCUUCUUCUAUGGGGGUAUUUUUGACAAAUGUGAGCUACAUUGGGCUAGACAAUAACAAACUUGAAGGAACAAUACCAAAAGAAUUGGGGUUGUUGGAACAUGUAAAUGAGAUGAAUUUGCAAAAUAACCAAUUAAGUGGUGGAAUUCCCUUUUCUACCCCUUUUGUUGCUAGAAUUGGUGGGAAGCUUAAACUUGAGGGUAAUUCUGGAAUUUGCUUGGAUAAGAGUAUGAAAUGGUCUGUUGAUCAAGUUAAGGGUAGUUUGAGAAAUUUGAAAAUUUGCAGUCCUACAACUGAAAAUCCCAAUGCUGCCCUUUUCGUCGAUGGCAAUGGCAAUGGCAAUGGCAAUGGCGGUGUCUCUCUCCGUUGCAAUUGGUAUUUGGUUGUCGUAUUGGGGGUAUUUUGGUCAUUUAAUCUUGUGGGAUGUUAGUGUACGUGACUGACACUUUACUAUGUUGGUGCACACAAAAAUUUUGUGAAGAGGGGAAGACUUAGGUAAUCUUCUGUUUUAGGCUAACCUUGGGUAGAAAUGAAAAAUGUACAUUUUCAGAUUUGCAUUUUGCUGUAAUUAGAGGGCUAACUAAGCUGCAAAUCUUUGUAAUUAUCGAAUUUUGCAAUAUAAUC
Molecule: messenger RNA, 2099 nt
Organism: Chenopodium quinoa (quinoa)
Lineage: Eukaryota; Viridiplantae; Streptophyta; Magnoliopsida; Caryophyllales; Amaranthaceae
Product: piriformospora indica-insensitive protein 2-like
Exons: 1
Coding region: 460-1905 (481 amino acids)
Molecular function (GO): protein binding
Source: RefSeq, a predicted model, not a curated record